AUGGCAAAGCCAUUGCAGGUCAUUGUUGUCGGAGGCUCGUUGGGAGGACUCUUUGCCGCCAUCGUACUUAAGCGUCUCGGUCACGUUGUGCGCAUAUUCGAGCGCAACCCUAGCCCACUAUUACAAAAUCAGGGCGCAGGGGUAGUCGCAGGAGGUGAUACACAGGCCUUCUUCAACAAGUAUGACGCUACAAGGCGGCCGAUUGCCGUUACAAGCAAACUACGACAGUACCUGGAUCAGCAGGGAAACCAAAUCCAUGAAGAGGACACCGUUCAGAAGAUGACUAGUUGGGACCUGCUUUAUUAUCUACUGAGAGCGAACUUCGAUGGUGUCGAGAGUGGCUAUUGCAAGGUUCCUGAGCCAUUUGAAACCGAUGGUCAAUGCGCGUACGAGUACGACCAUAUGGUGAAGAAUGUCAAAGAUGUUGGUGAGCAGGUUGAAUUGGAAUACGAAGACAAAAGGGGCCAGGUCGAUAAGACCACGGCAGACUUGAUCAUCGGCGCGGAUGGACCCAGCUCGACUUUACGCAAGAUCCUACUACCAGAUGUGAAAAGGGAUUAUGCAGGCUACGUAGCGUGGCGAGGAACAGUACCCGAACAAAAGGCAUCGCCUUCGGCCAAAGGGACGUUUGUCGAUAAAUUUACUUUCUACCAUUCCCGAGGCACGCAGAUAUUAGCCUAUGUUAUACCAGGAGAGAAUGGAACCCUUGAACCAGGCGAGCGACUGAUCAACUGGGUCUGGUAUUGCAACUAUCCGGAAGACUCGACAGAAUACAAGGAAGUCAUGACGGACUCUGAUGGGAAGACUCAUCACGUCACAGUACCAAUCGGGAAAAUGAGGAAUGAGGUACUAGAGCAGCAAAGGCAGUGUGCCAAAAAAGUGCUACCACCCCAAUUUGCAGAGAUCGUCUGCGACACGAAGCAGCCGUUUAUCCAAGCUAUCACAGAUGUGAUUUCACCGAGGAACUCCUUCUUUGACGGGAAGCUUUUGCUGAUCGGAGAUGCCGUUGCAGGCUUCCGACCGCAUACAGCUGCCAGCACGAGCCAAGCUGCAUUCGAUGCGCAGAAGAUGCAUGAGCUGAUGAAUGGUGAAAUCGGACUGGACCAUGUGCAGGUGGGAGGUGGAGACGAUGAAUUUCGCGAAACAUAUGCAAGGGCGAGGGGUGGAGAUGGGUCAGAGGAGUCAAUUUGGGCAUCACCCUCUAGCUCAGACGUUGGAAGGUAUGGCAAGAUCAUGAUGGACUUCAUGCUGCUUGUGAUGUACUUACGAGUGGAGAGGAAUUGGUGGGAGAGGUUGUUCGAAAUCUCAAUUGUAGGCUAG
Molecule: messenger RNA, 1320 nt
Organism: Letharia columbiana
Lineage: Eukaryota; Fungi; Ascomycota; Lecanoromycetes; Lecanorales; Parmeliaceae
Exons: 3
Coding region: 1-1320 (439 amino acids)
Source: RefSeq, a predicted model, not a curated record